CUCCCCCUCUCCACCCCCCACCCCAAGCAGCUUCGGCAAUAGCGGCAGCUGCUGUCUGCGCGGCGGGUCCGUCGUCCUCCCUCAGCCGCCCGCCAUGGCUCGCGCGGGGGCCUCCUCCUCCUCCCCACCACCCCCACUGCCUCCCUUGCCUCUGACUAGGGAAGCGGCAGAAGGGGCCGAGGAGGGGGGAGAGGAGGAGGAGGAGGAAGAAGACGAAGAGGAGGAAGACCCCCCGCCCCGGGCUCUCGUGCCACGCUCCUCCCCGGUGCCGAGGCCCCAGCACCCCACCACCCGUGGAGGCAGCAGCUCUUCCUCAGACGACGACGACGCGGGGGAGGAAAAAGAGCGGCAGCACCAGCACCCUUGCUUGACAAGGCCACUCUCCCAGCAUCCUCCAGGCCUGGCUGGGCCACUUUCCCAGCAUGCACUGCAGGAUAGUCAAGGGCUGCCCUCCCAGCAUGUUCAAGGGCAGCCGGGGCUGUUCGCUCAGCAUGCAUCUGCUGUUGACACCACAGUGGAGGAACCCUCUCAGCAUGCCGCAGGCCGGCAUGUGCUGUUCGCCGAUGCCUUGGGCCUGCCCUUGGCACGCUGGCGGCGCUACCAGCCUUGGCCACCACCUUCGCCUGAGUCUCCCCCUGAGGUGAUGCCCCCUUUGGCCUCUCCCCCACCCUCCACAGCAGCCUGCUACCUUCUGCCAUCCUUUGUGUUGCAGCCAAUGGGUCAAGGUGAGGAUGAGAAGCUUGAACGCCUGCGCCAGGCCAAGGUGGAACUGGAAGAGGUGCUGCCACCAGAGCCAGGAGAGCCACGAGUGUUGCGAGGCACUGUGCGCGUGCUUAACAUUUCUUAUCACAAGGCAGUACAUGUGCGGGCCAGCCGAGACCGGUGGCAGAGUCACCGGGACUACCCUGCCCUCUACAUUCCAGGGGGUUCACCAGAUGGGGGUUUGACUGACCGCUUUGCCUUUCGACUGGACUUUGGUGAUGAGGAUGAGGAAGAUGAGGAGGGAGGAGGAGCCCGACUUGAUUUUGUGGUGAGGUAUCAGACUGAUGAAGGUGUCUAUUGGGCCAACAACCAGGGCAGGAAUUACAGCGUGGUACUAAAGGGGGCGGCACCUUCCCAGGGUCUGCCUAAGAAGUCUGGAAAAGAAGGUGAAUCACGCCGGCUCAAGAGCUGCAUGAGGCCAAUCAAAAUCAGGUCAGGUGAGAAUGAGAUGCAUGUAGAGGACAUAGUUCAGCCGGUCUGUACUGAAGAAUGGAACCCUGAAAGAGAUCUGGCCCGUGAAUCUUCAAACCUUCCUAGAGUACAGCCCCCACCUUAUAUGAUUCCAGAGCUCAUGGUCACAGCCAACUCCCCAGAAAAGAAGGAACCUUCUAAAGACCAUCCUAUAGAUUUCACUGACUCCCCACAGGCUUUUACUUUCAAGGUCCACCCUACUUGCCAUGAAGAGCUGAAAGUCCCAUGGGGCUUGGUGCUGGGAUCAGAAACCCAUCCUUUGGGUCAGUGGGAUUUUCCUGACUUCGGCAGGUGUGACCUCACCACAGAGGGCUCUUUCAUGGAAGAGUGCAGGGAGGAACAACUGAGAAGAUACCAAGAGCUGCCCUACCGCUUGGAGGAAGAUGGCAUAGACCGGGAGCUGGAGCAACUUUAUUUGUCCCAUUUGAGCCGGCUUCGAGCAGAAGAGCUUGGAGGAAGAGGAGAGUGGGCUGAGGAGGGCUCAGGCAACCCCAGCAGUCCUGCACCCUCUCUCAUUGCCUUGCGACAGAGUGUCUUGACUGACCGUGACCUGAUAGUCAACUGGACAGGCCCUGAGAGAGCACUGAACAGCUCCUUGGCAGAGGAGAUCACACUGCACUAUGCCAAGCAGCGGGGUGAUGAUGCCAGAGACAGUGAGGAGGAAGGAUUCACACCUGGGUAUGCAACCCUGACACCACCUGAGCUGGUGGGACCAGGCCGUGAGAGCCCACCAGUCUUACUAGAAGGCUGCUUUCGAAAUCACCUGGAAGAGGGGAGUAUCCAGCAGAGCCCAGCUAAGGACUCUGAGUCUCUUGUCAGCUUGAGAGUGGUGUCACCCAACACCUUAUGGCCUCCCGCUCAGGAUGCCAUGGUGAUGCCCUUGGUAGUCCCAGCCCGGACUCUAGUGCCCCUACCAAAGUGGCCCACAGAUCUCCCAUCCAGCCCUCUUGCUGCCCAUGGACAGAACAAGAGCCAGGGCUUCUUGAUAGGCCAAGGCAGCCUCUGGCUUGGUGAGGGGCUUCAUGUCCACAAACCUGCUGAAACCAAUCCCAGCUCUCAUGGCGAACUUGAAAAGAUCUUGACCCGUUCCCUGCGGUUCCUCAGCCUCUUUGUCUUCCUGCCUGUGGUCUUCAGUAGUUGCAUGCCUCUGGUGGCUGUUACGCUUUACCUCCUCCUGGAUUGGUUCUCAUAGUUUGACAUUCCCUCUCAAACAUGUUGAAAGGCCCAAAGGAAGACCUUCUGUAGCUUGGCUCCAUCUGUUUCUCCCAAACAACCAUGGUUUGUAUAUGAGAAACAGGGAGGGUGGUGGAGAGAGAUAGAAGUCAAACUCUCUUGAGAGAUCAUGGCAUGUCUAUGUUACAGCUGCUCAAGAUUUUCAAAAGUUCAGUGCACUUUUCUUUUUUUGAAAUCAUCUGUUAAAAGAGAUGAAUGAUUGAGAGAACAUUGCGUUAUUUAUGGCCACCCAUAAGAAAAUGGCUAGGUUUGGCUAUAAGGACAGCAAGAGUCAGCCUUUGCCAGCUGCUCCCAGAAGUUGUAAAGGUCCUGAUUGUGCUCCCAUUCUCACAUUACAUGGAGCACCCAAGGCAGUGCUAGAAAAUCCUUGGGUGGCCUGUCCCACUUGAAAAUUAGGAGAGCCAACUGAUGCCUCACCCAAGGGAGCCAACACUAUGUGACUUGCUUCUCCGUUUUGGUAGGAAGCAUUUCCAGUGGCAAAACUUCUUGGGUCAGUCACUGACUCUCAACCCAGCUGACCCUACAAAGUUAUUGUGAGGAUAAAAAUGGAGACGAGGAGAAUUAGGCUGCCUUGGGUUCCUUGCAGGAAAAAGGAAAGAGAUAAAUAUAAUAAGUAACUAAAUAAAGAAGCAUUCUUAGGUGCAAAUAUGUCACAUUAACAAGUUUCUGGUUUAAGAUUGAGUCAAAAUGUUCCUAAAGUCAUCACAUUUUAUUAUUAUUAAUUAAAGGGAGAAAUUAUACAGGUAGACCUGUAUACUUGAUAUGCACUAUUAACAGGGUUUGACCUGUUACAUGCUAAGUAAAAAAGCAAGAAUGUUUUAAAAGGGAUAAUGUGAAUUAUUAGUAUUAGUAUUCAAACACAAUUAUUGGAAAAUGUUAACUAAUGAAUCAAACAUUCAUUUUUUUAAAUGUAAUUUAACCCGUGUGAGAAUGGUGAAAAAGACUUCUUAAAGUCAAAAGAUUUUUGUGAGUUCUGUGUAUGCUCUGCUGAAGAAAAAAUAGUGCAGAUUUAGUAACUAGAUUCCUGGGAAGGCUGAAUCUUUGGAGAGCCAUUGGUUAAUGCUCUCAUGAAGCCCUAUCCUGCUAAAUGUGUGUGACAAAGCAGACAGUUGAAUGGAGCAGGAGCACCCUAGUCAGUCAGCUCAGUUUCUUUCUGAUCCUGUUAUUUUCAAUGGCUAUUAGAAGGAAAAUGAAACACACAUAAUAAAAACCAAAAAAUCUAGCGAAACUAAAAUUAUUCCACUCCUGCUUAAUCUUGUAGCAUAGAGGAAGUUUGCACAGCUCUUCCAGAAAUUGUCAGGCUCAGAUUUUGACACUCACUGGCUCAUGGGGUAGCCAGUAUUUGCACUACCAGUUAUUUGUGUUUUCAUCUUGAAAAUAACAGAAAAAUGUCUGAGCCAACCUCUACCAUUUUAUUACUGAGAGACAGGAAAGUUGUAAUUUGUUUUCAUAGGGCACAAUCCAUCAGGAUUUUCUCCUGUGCAAGCCCCAAUAAAAUUAAGUAGAGCUGUGCAAGUACAUACUCCUUCUUUUGUACAGCUUGUAUUCAUUUUACUGGGGUUUUACAGAUGAACAGCCCACUGGAUGGCACCCUCAUUUCCCUUCAUUUCAUUUUAUUUCAUUGAAGCAGGCAGAGAGAAAGAUGCUUUCCAUUCCAAAGAUGUUGACAUUAUCAAUCUUCUGUCCAUCAAGCUUCUGAAAAAUUGAGCUGCUACCAUUCCAGAUGAUCUCAAAGGUGGUGCAACUAAGUUCCAUUUGUGCUACAGUCCUGAGCCAAGCCACACCGCAGCUUCUUAGCAAGAGCCUUCAAACUGCUGAUGCCAGCUCUGCUGUAAGGACCCCUUUUCUGCUUAUGGAUCCACGUACGCUUCUUUGCCACCAGCAGGGUCCAACAUAGAGGACUACAGGAAAGCUCCCCCAAACAGAUGGUCCUGUAUUUAUUUUUGUACUUGGUGGGAAGGCCUGACCUUUUCUACCAUAGAACUCACCCCAAGAUAGAGAGAUUUUAUUUAUUAACCACUAGCAGUACAAACCUAGACUGAUGGGUUUGCAGAAGGUGAAAAUAAUUUAUUAUUAUAUUUCCAUGUAUGUUGCCUGCAGCAAAACGGUAAAUUGGAAACAUCUUGCCUUCAUGUGCAAUAGGAUGAACUGGUAUUUGAACAAGCUGUGAAAGGACAAGCCACCUCUGUGCUGCAAAACAUGCUACAUUACUUCCUCUUGAAUGUUGUGCUGUUAACAGCUGCUGUGAUAUAGUUUGUGAGGCCUUGUGGAGGAAGCGGGGGAUAUUUGUUGGUUCUGAGGCCAUUUCCCUCCACUGAUCCAGACUUGGCCCUGCUUUCCCCAUCAAUGGCAAAUGCUUUUACCUAGGGAAUGUAGGUAUUUUUGGAAGAUGGAAUGUUGCUUGUGCUUAAUGAAUGGAGAUCGGAGUCCAGUCUUGCUUUCACAGUACCCAGUGGAAAAAUCUGUAAACACCAAGAAUUUGAGAUCAGAAUGUAACUAGCAGUCACAGCCA
Molecule: messenger RNA, 4978 nt
Organism: Varanus komodoensis (Komodo dragon)
Lineage: Eukaryota; Metazoa; Chordata; Lepidosauria; Squamata; Varanidae
Gene: PPP1R3F
Product: protein phosphatase 1 regulatory subunit 3F
Exons: 4
Coding region: 95-2425 (776 amino acids)
Biological process (GO): regulation of glycogen biosynthetic process
Cellular component (GO): protein phosphatase type 1 complex
Molecular function (GO): protein phosphatase 1 binding; glycogen binding
Source: RefSeq, a predicted model, not a curated record